AGCAGCUCCGACUAUUGUGUAUCUAAGUCCCCACACCUCUGAGGCUCUCAUCCCAUUUCUGCAAGACAUGGAAGAUUGCCUUUAUUCGGCACUCAUCAUCCCACAAUGGCCUCGUCCCCUCAUCCCCGCUCUAUCGCCAAGUUCCUGGCCACGGCGCGGAAGACCCUGGCUGCUCCUCGAAGUCAGCGACCGAGCCCGCUAUGCCUGGUCGUUGGCAAUGAGGCGGCAGACCUCGACUCCUUCUGCUCCGCCUUCCUCUACGCCUACCUGCGCUCACACACCCCGCCGCACUUUACCCUGCACAUCCCGCUCGUAAACCUCCCCCGCCCCGACCUGGCUCUGCGCAACGAUGUCGACGGCGCCUUUGCCACCGCAGCCGUCUCUCGCGACAACCUGCUCUCGCUGUCUGACCUGCCGAUGUCGGAAAACGACAAGAAAGUCGGGUCGGGCCUGGACCCGCAUGACACGCGGUGGAUUCUCGUCGACCACAACGAGCUGACAGGCCCUCUUGCCGCCCGCUUUGCCAACCGCGUCGUCGGCUGUGUCGACCACCACGUCGACGAGUGCGUUGUGCCUGCCGAUACGGGAUCCGAGCCGCGACUUAUCCGCGUCUGCGGCAGCGCUGCCACUCUCGUCGUCGAGCACUGCCGCGAGACGUGGGACUACAUUGCCACCCACUGGAUCGGCCCCGAGGGCGAGGACAAGAAGGUGACAGACGACCGACCUGGCCUGCCGUCGCAGCUGGCCCGGCUAGUCCUGGGGCCCAUCCUGGUCGACACCCAGGCGCUCAAGGCCCGCUCCAAGGUGACACCCGCAGACGAGGAGAUUGCCGCGCUUACCGAGGCCCAGAUUCGGUCUGACCAGGGGGGCGAGGCAUACGACCGUAUUGCGUGGUAUGAGGAGUUGUGUCAGCUUAAGGAGGACCUUACCGGUUUCAGCUACCGGGACGCGCUGAGGAAGGACUACAAGGAGUGGGCGGCGCCAUCCCCCAUUGAUGACAAUCCUGACGGAGCUGGUGUCAUCCGGCUCGGCAUAUCGACGAUCCCCAAGCCCUUCGAUUACCUGCUAGAGAAUGUCGGCCCGGUAGAGACCCUGGUCGAGGAGACGCGCGGCUGGGCGCGGGAGCGAGGGCUAGAUCUCGUAGGCAUCAUGACGGUCCGGCCCGAAGCCAACCACCAGAUCAGCCGCGAACUGAUGGUGUGGGCCUUCAACGAGCGCGCCGUCGCCGUGGCCCGCUCCUUUGCCGCGGGUUGGGGCGAGGACCUGCAGCUCGAGAGGUGGGGGCAAGGCGAGCUUGACAGCGCUGCUUCGGCUUCUACCCUUGGCAGUAAUGCCGCAGAUGAUACUCGGGCCUCCGAGUGGAGGAUGUGCUGGCAUCAAAAGAACCACGAGCACAGCCGCAAGCAGGUCGCGCCAAUGCUGAGGGAGGCUAUGAAACAAGCGCCCCCGAGAUUAUAAGACGAUGCCAGGCACAUCUGGAGGUGACGUGCCCAAAUGAAGGACGCGUGAACUUGGGCAGUAUUUCCCGGAAACGCCCGGUUUGUCCAUGGGUAAACUGGAUGGGAGUGCUUCCCUUUACACUGUUUGGGACAGGAGCCCAGGAGCCCAUCAACCGCAGGAUAAAUAUGGUCUGCCAGGCUAGCCCUUCAGUAUAUCCUUCCUCCAUCACUAGUCAUAUAACGGGGCGCUACUAGGUACUUCCAGGGACGGGCAAGAUAAACGCAAGCACAGAGGAAAGGGUUUCUCGAAUAGUCAAUUAUAAUCGCUUACUCGAUCUCUUGAUAAUCGAGCCAGCCC
Molecule: messenger RNA, 1797 nt
Organism: Gaeumannomyces tritici R3-111a-1
Lineage: Eukaryota; Fungi; Ascomycota; Sordariomycetes; Magnaporthales; Magnaporthaceae
Exons: 2
Coding region: 106-1458 (450 amino acids)
Cellular component (GO): cytoplasm
Molecular function (GO): exopolyphosphatase activity
Source: RefSeq, a predicted model, not a curated record